Molecule: messenger RNA, 1137 nt
Organism: Acanthosepion pharaonis
Lineage: Eukaryota; Metazoa; Mollusca; Cephalopoda; Sepiida; Sepiidae
Source: the annotation of a GenBank genome assembly
AUGUUCGCCCAAAUAGUUGAGAUUAUUCAUUUACUUUCACUAUCUAUCUAUCUAUCUAUCUAUCUAUCUAUCUAUCUAUCUAUCUAUGUUAGUCUCUAUCCUUGUUCAUAUCUCUAUCAGAUUGUUCAUCUAUCUAUCUAUCUAUCUAUCUAUCUAUCUAUCUAUCAGUUUAUUCAUCUGUCGGUCUGUAUUCUCUUCAUCUAUCUAUCUAUCUAUCUAUCUAUCUAUCUGUAUGUUGUAUAUCUAUCUAUCCAUCUAUCUAUGUUAGUCUCUAUUCCUGUUCAUAUCUCUAUCAGUCUGCUUAUCUAUCUAUCUAUCUAUCUCAUAUUUCUCUGUAUGUUAUCUAUCUAUCUAUCUAUCUAUCUAUCUAUCUAUCUAUCUAAUAUUUCUCUGUAUGUUAUCUAUCUAUCUAUCUAUCUAAUAUUUCUCUGUAUGUUAUCUAUCUAUCUAUCUAUGUUAGUCUCUAUUCUUGUUCAUAUCUCUAUUAGUUUGCUUAUCUAUCUAUCUAUCUAUCUAUCUAUCUAUCUACCUCAUAUUUCUCUGUAUGUUAUCUAUCUAUCUAUCUAUCUAAUAUUUCUCUGUAUGUUAUCUAUCUAUCUAUCUAUCUAUCUAUCUAAUAUUUCUCUUCUGCUUAUCUAUCUAUCUAUCUAUCUCAUAUUCCUCUGCAUGUUAUCUAUCUAUCUAUCUAUCUAUCUAUCUAUCUAUCUAUCUAAUAUUUCUCUGUAUGUUGUAUAUCUAUCUAUCUAUCCAUCUAUCUAUUCUGCUUAUAUAUCUAUCUAUCUACCUCAUAUUUCUCUGUAUGUUAUCUAUCUAUCUAUCUAUCUAUCUAUCUAUCUAUGUAUCUGUGUUAGUCUCUAUUCUUGUUCAUAUCUCUAUCCGUCUGCUUAUCUAUCUAUCUAUCUAUCUAUCUAUGUUAGUCUCUAUUCUUGUUCAUAUCUCUAUUCUUCUGCUUAUCUAUCUAUCUAUCUAUCUAUCUAUCUACCUCAUAUUUCUCUGUAUGUUAUCUAUCUAUCUAUCUAUCUAUCUAUCUAUCUAUGUAAUAUUUCUCCGUAUGUUGUAUAUCUAUCUAUCUAUCUAAUAUUUCUCUGUAUGUUAUCUAUCUAUCUAUCUAUCUAUCUAUCUAUCUAUCUAUCUUAG